Cynara cardunculus var. scolymus (artichoke) is the source of this 1515-nucleotide messenger RNA. RefSeq names its product protein SIP5-like. Bases 290 to 1369 code for a protein of 359 amino acids. Gene Ontology annotation, cellular component: cytoplasm. The transcript has 9 exons. NCBI's taxonomy places the organism in Eukaryota, Viridiplantae, Streptophyta, Magnoliopsida, Asterales, Asteraceae. The record is from RefSeq and is a predicted model, not a curated record.
GCAUACGCACAGACACUCUCGGUCUCUUUCUUUCUCACAUAUAUUAUCACAGAAAGUUCUAAUCGUGUUCCCUUCGUCUUUUUUCAGCAAUCUCUUCCAUACUCAACCUGCACGCAAAGUUUUGAUUUCAGUAGCCACCCUCACACACCUUCAAGAAAUUCAAGGAUGAUAAGGGCAUUGAAUUACUACUUCUUUCAAGAACGUGUUUUCUUGUAUUGUGGUAUGCCGUCGUAUCAGGUGGAAAUCAAAAUUAGGGUUUUGCAAUAAAUUCGAGAGGAUAAUCGAUAAAAUGGGGAAUAAAUUGGGUCGAAAGAGACAGCUGGUGGACGAGAAGUAUACAAGGCCUCAAGGGCUGUACCAGCACAUGGAUGUAGAUCAUAAAAAACUUCGUAAGCUUAUACUCGAUUCUAAGCUCGCUCCUUGUUAUCCUGGUGAAGAUGAUGACUCUAUCUGCGAUCUUGAAGAAUGCCCAAUUUGCUUCUUGUAUUAUCCAAGUCUGAAUCGUUCAACAUGCUGCAUGAAAGGCAUCUGUACAGAGUGUUUUCUGCAGAUGAAGACACCCAACUCAGCACGCCCGACACAGUGCCCAUUUUGUAAAACCUUUAACUAUGCUGUGGAGUAUAGAGGGGUGAAGACUAAGGAGGAAAUGGGGUUGGAGCAAAUUGAAGAACAACGGGUGAUAGCUGCAAAAAUAAGAAUGAGACGGCGAGAAAUUCAAGAUGACGAGGAAAGGAUGCUAAGAAGGCAAGAGAUGAGCUCUUCAAGCAGCAUAAUUGAUCCAAAUGAGGUUGGAAAUAUCUCAGUAAUAGUGCCGUGUUCUUCCGAAGGUGAGGAAAUCGUUUCUACUCAGCAGCUAGGUGGUUCGGCAAUCACCCAUCCUUCAGGCUCUACGCAAAACAGAGAUGAUGAAUUUGAUCUCGAGAACAUAAUGCUUAUGGAAGCCAUCUGGCUCUCGUUUCAGGAGGAUGACAAGCGCCACCGUAGCUACGGUGACGCUACUCAAUUAGCAAAGUACGCAGCUGAACAUCGUAUUUCAGCAGCCAUGUCCCCACGGGCCGAAUCGACCUCGUCCUCAUCACCUUCUGGUGGUCUGGCAUGUACAAUAGCAAGACAGCAAGUAGGAGGAGAAUCGUCAAGUAACAGCAGGUUUUCGGGAAGGGAAGAGGGAUCGGAGAUGGUAGAAAGCGGUGGCUAUGAUGAUUGGAGUACAGUAGAUGAUGGCGGUGGUCGAACCACCGGAGCAUAUCCCCUACACGAUGACAUGGCAAUGGAGAUGGAGAGUUUUGAAGAGCAGAUGAUGGUGGCCAUGGCGGUUUCACUUUCGGAGGCUCGUGCUCGGACCGCUUCCCCCGAGAUCGAAUGGCGUUAAUUAAUGCAUCUUUUUUCUUUCAUAUGUGAAACAGAAAGAUAGAUUUGAGUGAAUGUAAAGAGCUGGUUGUUUGUUGUUAAUGGAGUCGGUAGAUGAACAAUGUUGCCCUUUUUGGGUUUAAUUUGAUCAAAUAUAUUUAACAGGUU